Molecule: messenger RNA, 680 nt
Organism: Metopolophium dirhodum (rose-grain aphid)
Lineage: Eukaryota; Metazoa; Arthropoda; Insecta; Hemiptera; Aphididae
Exons: 2
Coding region: 62-550 (162 amino acids)
Source: RefSeq, a predicted model, not a curated record
UUUUAAUUCUUAUUAUAUAUCAGAAACCCAGCAAGGUAUUUUAAAAAAGAUCCUGGAUGAGAUGAUAACUAAUCGCUUAAUGAAUGAACGUAUGCUGAACCAAAUUAGUAGCUUAAGAACUGAAGUAGCAACUCUCACUUCUCAAAUAACACCAGUUUUGUCAAACAUUCCAGACAAAAAUUUUUUAGAUCAAUUUCCGUUUUCUUCCAAAAUAAGUGUUUUGGAAUGUGAAAGCAAAUUAAGUUCAGAUAGUGAUAUCAAUGAAAAAUUUCAAUUGAUGAUUUGCUCUGUUGGUGGUGUUGAUGCAAAAAGUAAUAUAAGAAGAAUUCUCUCCAAAUUAUUUACUAACAAAUUUGCGAUUGAAUGUUCAUGGACAGGUAGAGCUUUUGAGAAGGAUGCAACUAAGUUCAGAAUUCAGGAUUUAAAAAUUAUUGCUAUAAUGAAAAGUGUGUUGUGUUAUUUUGGUGCUAUAGUAUUGUGUACUGAAACAUUUUUUUUUGAUAGGUUUAAUCAAAAAUCAGUAUCUCCAAUAUUCAGAUUCAAACUUUGAAUUAGAUGUCCAGUGUUGGUUUAGAACUGCUAAAACGAGAUUUGACAGAGAAAAACAAUCUGAAAAUUUACAAUAAUAAUUGUUUUAAACUAACUUUAAAUUUUACCAACUUUUAAAUUGUCAUUUUGUA